AUGCCGCCAAAGAAGAAGUCAACCGCACCACCUGCGAAGAGGCAAAAGCGAGCUGUAGUGUCAGACGACGAAGAUGACAUUCAGCAAGACGACGUCUCCCAAGCUAUCGUAGCUCCACCUCCUCCCAUCCCGUCCGAGCCCCUCGGUCCCAUCGCGCAGUCCUACACGUACGCCUCCGAUAUCCCCUCCGAAUGCAGCAAGAUCGAUCCUUCCAAUCCGAGCAUCAAGGUCCCUUGCGUCCUUGGUGUGGACGAAGCAGGCCGUGGCCCCGUCCUUGGCCCUCUCGUGUACGGCAUCGCCUACUGCCCUGUCUCGUACCAGGACUCGCUCAAGGAGAUCGGCUUUGCGGACUCCAAAGCCCUUACUGCCGAGCGUCGUGAUCACCUCCUCGCCGCGCUCAUCGAUGACAGUGCACAUCUCGGGUGGGCGGUCCGCGUCAUGUCGCCGCAGGACAUCAGCGCUGGCAUGCUGCGGCGGAGACCAGUGAACCUCAAUGCACAGUCGAGCCAGGCGACGGUGGGUCUCAUUGCGGGCGUGUUGGAGAGCGGUGUCGACGUGACCGAGAUCUACGUCGACACGGUGGGCGACCCGAAGAGCUACUCGAGGCUACUCAGCUCGCACUUCCCGCGACACCCGCAUAUCAAGUGGACCGUCACGAGCAAGGCCGAUGCCAUCUACCCCAUUGUCGGCGCGGCGAGUAUCGCGGCAAAGGUAACAAGAGAUCGAUGUGUCGAGGGGUGGAAGUAUGCCGAGCAGCGACAGCAGGUGCCGAGCUCGAAAGCUGCUGGCGAUGAAGAGGUCAAGGUGUUAGGCGAUGCGACAAAUCACACGCCAUCGCAUUUGGGUUCAGCCGCGGAAACCAAGAAGCGCAAAGCGGAGGUUGAAUCGGUACCACAAUCCACGCAGAAUGUCGACACCGUCUGGUCCAGCAUGGGCUCGCUAGGCAGUGGCUAUCCAGGCGAUCCCAAUACUGUCGCGUAUCUCAAACGCAACCUCGACCCGGUCUUUGGCUGGCCUGGUCUAGUGCGUUUCAGCUGGGCAACGGCGAAAACCAUGCUCGAGGAGAAAGUCAAGCCCCCGUCGUCCACCGCGGGCAAAGUCACAGCCUCUGCUGCAGAUGCUACUCCAGCGUCACUCGGAGGCAAGCGUCUCACUCGCUCGCUCUCGCGGACGUCGUCAUUCAACUCUGAAGUCGAAGCGCCCACCACAUCAGAGUCAGAGCCCAUCAUUGCAUCUACACGGCCAACAAGCAUCUACGGCACCUACCUCCCCGCGCCCUCGGUACCCGGCGGCACCGCUCCCCGCGGCUACAAAGUCAAGUGGAUCGACGAACCCGUGUCCAUCUCCAAAUUCUUCGGUCCCACAUCCACCAAGAAGCCCGCCACCGCUCCCACCAGCACUGCCUCAACAUCCGUAGACUCGACAGACGCAUUCCACGUCUCAGCACUGCAAGCAACGAUCAACGACUGGCUCAAGCGCGAGCCGUCCUCUGCCGCCAAGACCGCCGCUGCCGUCCCCGGCGACAUCGGCCAGAUCCACAUCGCCGUCUCAAAACUCACCAAGGAUCUCAGCCUCGUCAGUGGCGAUGCCACCUUCAUCCUCUGA
Kalmanozyma brasiliensis GHG001 is the source of this 1605-nucleotide messenger RNA. RefSeq names its product Ribonuclease HII/HIII domain protein. Gene Ontology annotation, cellular component: ribonuclease H2 complex. Bases 1 to 1605 code for a protein of 534 amino acids. Gene Ontology annotation, molecular function: RNA-DNA hybrid ribonuclease activity; RNA binding. Gene Ontology annotation, biological process: DNA replication, removal of RNA primer; mismatch repair. The record is from RefSeq and is a predicted model, not a curated record. The transcript has a single exon. Lineage: Eukaryota; Fungi; Basidiomycota; Ustilaginomycetes; Ustilaginales.